AUGAGUGACGUUUCCUGGCCGUCCGACUCCGACAGCGAGGGAAAGCCGCCUGGGUGGCGCCAAUGGUGGGAAAGGGAACCACCGCGGAGCGCCGAUCACUCGGACGAUGCUGACAAGGAGGAGGACGCCGCCGAUGACGCGGACGAGGAGGAACAUGCCGCCGACGACGAGGACGUCGAGGAACCUGCCGCCGAUGAUGUGGAAGAGGACGAGGACUCCGACGCGAAGUGGGCGCGGCUGGAGGAGGCCUUGGCCGCCGAUGAGAAGGCGGCCGCGAAAAAGAAGGCUCGCGCGAAGAAGGUAGCCGUGGCGCGGGCGCGGGCCGCGGUGACUGACGAGGAGGAGGACUACGACGGUUCGUCGGAGUACUCCUCGUCAGAUGAUGACUCCUCGGAGUCUGCCUCAUCGGACGACAACUCCUCGCCGGACAAGGCUUCUCGCAAACGGGGGCGCCAGGAUGACGACGAGGCAGAGUCGUCCUACAAACGUUCCAAGUAG
Lolium perenne is the source of this 498-nucleotide messenger RNA. The record is from RefSeq and is a predicted model, not a curated record. NCBI's taxonomy places the organism in Eukaryota, Viridiplantae, Streptophyta, Magnoliopsida, Poales, Poaceae.